AUGAGAGGAACAACAAUCGGAAGACGAGUCUAUAACCCCAACAAUUUUCUCACAAAUCCCACAUCCAAACACGCCCCAACUUUCUUAUCCUCCUCGCCUUUCUCCACCUCCUCCGGCCGAGGCCGUGGCCGUGGCGUCGGAGAUGGCGGAUCUCCAUCCAGUGCAGCAGCCCCAGGGAACGAUGACUCGGAGGAGUCACAACCGAGUGGACUCGGUCAUGGUCGAGGCAAGCCAAUUGGUACCAGACCAGUUCUCCCCGCCUUCGCCAGUUUCAUUGCGGCUGUGAAAAAAGACCAACCUGGCUCCGGGCGAGGCCGAGUCACCACCGAGUCGGGACCGAGUCGACCCACUGAGGCACGCCCCGAGCCACCAUCUCCCAAGAAGGCCGAGUCCCAUCUGCCUUCUAGUAUUAUAUCAACUCUAAGUGGUACCGGGCGUGGAAAACCGGUUAAUCAAGGCAGGCCCACUGAGCCGAUGAAGGAAGAGAACAGGCAUAUCCGGAGCCCGACGCAGCCCCAGACAAGGUCCCAAAUAACCCCUGGUUCAUCCGUGCCGAAAAUGAGUAAGCAGGAUGCGGUGAAGAAGGCAGUGGAUUUAUUAUCACGCCGUGGUGGUGAAGCAAAGGCGGCGGGAGGCGAAGGGAGAGGGAGAUUUGUUAGCGGAGGAAUGGGAGGUGGACGUGGUAGAGGUAGGACAAUGGUACGGAGGAGAGGCAGAGGGAGAGGAAGAAGGGAUUAUGAUGACGACGAAGUUUAUGGAAAGAUUUGGGACCAUCCAGAUGCUGAAGAGCAGCUUGCUCAAAGUGUUGGUGUUGAAAAUAUGCAAAAAAUUGUUGAAGGUUUUGAGGAGGCGUGUGGGAGAGUGUUGCCUUGUCCCGUGGAGGAGGACUAUGUGGAAGCCUUCGAUACCAACUGUUCGUUUGAAUUUGAGCCAGAGUACUUGAUGGGUGAGUUUGAUAAAAAUCCAGACAUUGAUGAGAAACCACCUAUGCCUCUUCGGGAUGUACUGGAGAAGGUGAAGCCGUUCAUGAUGGCAUAUAUAGGAGUUAAGAGUCAUGAAGAGUGGGAGGAACUUGUUGAAGACACGAUGAAGCAAGCGCCGUUAAUGAAAGAGAUUGUUGAUUCCUACAGUGGACCUGAUAGAGUAUCUGCAAAGAAACAACAAGAAGAGUUGGAAAGAGUUGCAAAAACUAUUCCUGCAACUGCACCUGAUUCUGUAAAGAGUUUUGCUGAUCGGGCAGUUCUUUCUCUUCAGGUUAGUAUUUAUGUUGGCCAUGUUCCAGAUAUCAUGCUGAGAGCAACCCUGGCUGGGGAUACGCCAAGAAAUGUCAAUUCAUGGAUAAGCUGGCAUGGGAGGCUUCUCGGCACUACAAAUAAGAUAUUAGGCUUUUGCAUUUCAGAACACUGA
Messenger RNA from Dovyalis caffra, 1407 nucleotides. The record is from the annotation of a GenBank genome assembly. NCBI's taxonomy places the organism in Eukaryota, Viridiplantae, Streptophyta, Magnoliopsida, Malpighiales, Salicaceae.